AUGCUGAGCAGCCGAGUGCGCUUGCGGGCAGCUGUGUGUUUUGGCUUCAUCGGCGCAUGGACUUUGUCGUUCGUCCCUCCGCUGAGCAAGGACAACAACAUCGCCAAGUCCGUGGUGGCAGUGCCUCUGCUUAUCGCUCAGACAGCGACGGCAGCCGAGACAGCGUCGGUUACGCCACAGCAGGCCGGACCAGUGUUUCCACCAGUUGCAUUUGAGAGCCUCCUCUACAGCGCCGCGAUUUUUUUCGUGGGUGCAGUUACCACAGACCUGAUAAGCUCGUACAUCAAGCGGAUGAAUGACACCAACGAACUUCGUUUCAGCAGCAUCGAGGAGCAGCUGAAGGAAGUGAAAGCCACCAUAGGCGAAGUGAAAGUAUCUGUAGACGAAGUGAAAGCAAGCCUCGGCACCGCGACGACGGUUUUUCGUGCAAUCCUUUUUGCAGGGCUUGGGACGGUCUUGGGACCGUUCCUUCUUAAAGCACUAGCCGUCGCAACAGCGGUGCCGUAA
This is a messenger RNA of Symbiodinium necroappetens, 507 nucleotides long. The record is from the annotation of a GenBank genome assembly. Lineage: Eukaryota; Dinophyceae; Suessiales; Symbiodiniaceae.